This is a messenger RNA of Mandrillus leucophaeus (drill), 2789 nucleotides long. RefSeq names its product nucleolar complex associated 2 homolog (S. cerevisiae) (gene NOC2L). The transcript has 20 exons. The record is from RefSeq and is a predicted model, not a curated record. Gene Ontology annotation, molecular function: transcription corepressor activity; histone binding. Gene Ontology annotation, biological process: ribosomal large subunit biogenesis; negative regulation of transcription by RNA polymerase II. Gene Ontology annotation, cellular component: Noc1p-Noc2p complex; nucleolus; Noc2p-Noc3p complex. Lineage: Eukaryota; Metazoa; Chordata; Mammalia; Primates; Cercopithecidae. Bases 435 to 2324 code for a protein of 629 amino acids.
GCAAGAGGCGCCUGGCGGAGCUGACGGUGGACGAGUUCCUAGCUUCGGGCUUUGACUCCGAGUCCGAAUCCGAGUCCGAAAACUCCCCAGAAGCGGACACGCGGGAGACACGCGAGGCUGCCCGGAGUCCGGAUGAGCCGGGCGGGAGUCCCUCGGCCAGCCGGCGUAAAGGCGGUGCCUCUGAGCACAAGGACCAGCUGUCUCGGCUGAAGGACAGAGACCCCGAGUUCUACAAGUUCCUGCAGGAGAAUGACCAGAGCCUGCUAAACUUCAGCGACUCAGACAGCUCUGAGGAGGAGGGGGAGCCGUUCCACGCCCUGCCGGAUGUGCUGGAGGAAGCCAGUGAGGAGGAGGAUGGAGCAGAGGAGGGGGAAGAUGGGGACAGAGUCCCCAGAGGACUGAAGGGGAAGAAUUGUGUUCCUGUGACCCUCGCCAUGGUUGAGAGAUGGAAGCAGGCAGCAAAGCAACGCCUCACUCCAAAGCUGUUCCAUGAAGUGGUACAGGCGUUCCGAGCAGCUGUGGCCACCACCCAAGGGGACCGGGAAAGUGAUGAGGCCAACAAAUUCCAGGUCACGGACAGUGCUGUGUUCAAUGCUCUGGUCACUUUCUGCAUCAGAGACCUUAUUGGCUGUCUCCAGAAGCUGCUGUUUGGAAAGGCGGCAAAGGACAGCAGCAGCAAACGUGGGCGAAAGGAAACCAGCCUGCGGCAGUUGGUGGUGCCUGGCAGACCCCAGAGGAUGCUGCAGCCGUCCAGCAGCCCGCUGUGGGGGAAGCUCUGUGUGGACAUCAAGGCGUACCUGGGCUCGGUCAUACAGCUGGUGUCCUGUCUGGCGGAGACGACGGUGUUGGCGGCCGUACUGCAGCACAUCAGCGUGCUGGUGCCCUGCUUCCUGACCUUCCCCAAGCAGUGCCGCAUGCUGCUCAAGAGAAUGGUGGUCGUAUGGAGCACUGGGGAGGAGUCCCUGCGGGUGCUGGCGUUCCUGGUCCUCAGCAGAAUCUGCCGGCACAAGAAGGCCACUUUCCUCGGCCCCGUCCUCAAGCAAAUGUACAUCACGUAUGUGAGGAACUGCAAGUUCACCUCGCCUGGUGCCCUCCCCUUCAUCAGUUUCAUGCAGCGGACCCUGACAGAGCUGCUGGCCCUGGAGCCGGGUGUGGCCUACCAGCACGCCUUCCUCUACGUCCGCCAGCUCGCCAUACACCUGCGCAACGCCAUGACCACCCGUAAGAAGGAAACAUACCAGUCUGUAUACAACUGGCAGUACGUGCACUGCCUCUACCUGUGGUGCCGGGUCCUGAGCACUCUGGGCCCCAGCGAAGCUCUCCAGCCCUUGGUCUACCCCCUUGCGCAGGUCAUCAUUGGCUGUAUCAAGCUCAUCCCCACUGCUCGCUUCUACCCACUGCGAAUGCACUGCAUCCGUGCCCUGACGCUGCUCUCAGGGAGCUCGGGGGCCUUCAUCCCAGUGCUGCCUUUCAUCCUGGAGAUGUUCCAGCAGGUCGACUUCAACAAGAAGCCGGGGCGCAUGAGCUCCAAGCCCAUCAACUUCUCUGUGAUCCUGAAGCUGUCCAAUGUCAACCUUCAGGAGAAGGCCUACCGGGACGGCCUGGUGGAGCAGCUGUACGACCUCACCCUGGAGUACCUGCACAGUCAGGCACACUGCAUCGGCUUCCCGGAGCUGGCGCUGCCCGUGGUCCUGCAGCUGAAGUCCUUCCUCCGGGAGUGCAAGGUGGCCAACUACUGCCGGCAGGUGCAGCAGCUGCUUGGGAAGGUUCAGGAGAACUCGGAGCACAUCUGCAGCCGCCGCCAGAGGGUUUCCUUUGGCGUGUCUGACCAGCAGGCAGUGGAAGCCUGGGAGAAGCUGACCCGGGAAGAGGGGACCCCCCUGACCUGGUACUACAGCCACUGGCGCAAGCUGCGUGACCGGGAGAUCCAGCUGGAGAUCAGUGGAAAAGAGCGGAUGGAAGACCUGAAUUUCCCUGAGAUCAAACGAAGGAAGGUGGCUGACAGGAAGGAUGAGGACAGGCAGGAAUUUAAAGACCUCUUUGACCUGAACAGCUCUGAAGAGGACGACGACACUGAGGGCUUCUCGGAGAGAGGGAUACUGGGGCCCCUGAGCACUCGGCAUGGGGUGGAAAAGGACGAGACGCUGGGGCCCCUGAGCACUCGGCAUGGAGUGGAAGAGGAUGAGGACGACGACUCGGAGGGUGAAUGGUCUUGGGAUGGAGACCCAGACGCAGAGGCAGGGCUGGCCCCUGGGGAGCUGCAGCAGCUGGCCCAGGGGCCGGAGGAUGAGCUGGAGGCUCUGCAGCUCUCCGAAGAGGACUAAGGCAGCCCAUCUGGGGGCCUGCAGGGGCUGCCGUGCUGGUGGCCAGUGUUCCCACCUCUCUGGCAGUCAGGCCCAGAGGCUGGCGUGUGUGCAGCUGGGGGAGGCAGUAGACAGGGGACAGGCUUUAUUUAUUUUUCAGCAUGGAAGACCAAACGGACUGAGAGCUGUGCUGGGCUGGCGUGGCUGCUGAAGCCCCACAGCUCUGGGCUGAAGCCAGCUCCGCGCGGGACACGAUGACCCUGAUGUCAGGAGACUAGACCAGUCCUAGUUCCAGGGGGAGGCCUGCAGACCCCUGGCCCCUUCCACCACCUCUGCCCUCCAUCUGCAGACCUCGGCCGCACCAGGCUCUACAUUCACUCCCCCAAGUCUUUGGAAAUUUCCUCCUUUCCUUUGAAGUCACAUUUUCCUUCAAAAUUUUUUGUUUUGCAUCCAAAACCAAAAGAAAUAAAGCUGUGGGAGGCAGGG